UCAGUGUGGGUGGGCAGCAGUGGCCGGCAGAGAGAGUCGGACCGACUGAAAGAGAGAUUCGCAGCCGCAGAGGGCGACUUUGUCUCCUACCUGAACGUGUACGAGGGUUUCACUCGCAGUGGCCGGUCGCCCAAGUGGUGCCAUGCCAACGGCAUCAACUACCAGGCCAUGCUGCGAGUGGACGAUGUGAGGGGGCAGCUGCGGAAGGAGCUACGGCGUCUGGGGCUGAAGCUGCUGUCAUGCCGGGGUGACGUCAUGCUACUACAGCGGGCAGCAGCGGCUUCCCUCUUCGUGAAUGCGGCUCACCUCAUGGCCGAUGGUGACGGGUCCACAUACAAGUCCGUGAGGGGCAAUCUGCAUCUCAAGAUUCACCCUUCCUCCGUCCUGUUUAGAGUGGCGCCGCAGUGGGUGGUGUACCGCACUGCAUCACAAGCUGACUCGUUUUUGUACAUGCGAGACGUGACUGCAGUUGAGAGAGAGUGGCUGCUAGACGCUGCUCCUCACUUCUUCACCCAGAGGCAGAUAGGAAUUCCCACAAGACCAUGA
Closterium sp. Yama58-4 is the source of this 546-nucleotide messenger RNA. The record is from the annotation of a GenBank genome assembly. NCBI's taxonomy places the organism in Eukaryota, Viridiplantae, Streptophyta, Zygnematophyceae, Desmidiales, Closteriaceae.